Spirodela intermedia is the source of this 2812-nucleotide messenger RNA. The record is from the annotation of a GenBank genome assembly. NCBI's taxonomy places the organism in Eukaryota, Viridiplantae, Streptophyta, Magnoliopsida, Alismatales, Araceae.
AUGAGGGCUGUGGUGCAGCGUGUGGCUUCUGCCAGCGUCGAGGUGAGCAGAGAAGCCUGUUCUUGAAUACUCGCUGUUCCCUGGGGCCAGCGAGGGGAGUGAUGGAAUUGUUGAACUGACGCUGGCAGGUGGAAGGGCGCGUCGUGUCCGAGAUUGGCCCAGGUCUCCUCGUCCUCGUCGGUCUCCAUGAAUCUGACCUCGAGGCCGACGCUGAUUACAUGUAUGGCUUCUCUCCCCCUUCCCCUCACAGGAUCCCGAACUGAGGGGGAGAUGCACCGAAAAAUGGCAGGUGGCAUGCCAUAUCGUUGUGGGAACCUUCCCAAGGGUGACGGGGCACUGAGAUAUGGUCCACUGCCUUGAUGUUAGAUUGCGUGCUUCGUUCUCUUUCGACUAUAACACGGCUGUAUUUUGGGAACCGCAGAUGCAGGAAGGUAUUGAACAUGAGGUUGUUUCCUAAUGAGAAAAAUGGAAAAGCAUGGGACCAGAGUGUGAGUCUCUGCAUCUUUCUCAUUUUUCUUUGAUCCAUUGAGAAAAAUGGAAAAGCAUAUUUCCUAAUUAAAAAAUAAUAUAUUUUAUAAUUAUUCUAUCUCAGGUAAUGCAGCGGAAUUUUGGUGUUCUAUUGGGUACGUGGGAUCUCAUCCCUGCUGAAUUGUGCAUCCAUAUUCUUACUCAAUGUUUGACCUUAAUUAUUCUAGCCUAGGCUUGGAUAUAUUCCACGGACGUGGUCCCCACUUCAUUUAGUGACAAUUUCGGGUGUUUCUCAGUGAGCCAGUUCACUUUGUAUGGCAUUCUAAAGGGAAACAGGCCAGAUUUUCAUGUUGCCAUGCCUCCUCAACGAGCAAAAGAUUUCUAUGCCGCACUUGUCGAGAAAUUUCGUGGAUCAUACACUGCAGAUGCAGUAAAAGGUGACAAUAAUACCUGGUUUCAACAUAGUAAUUUUUGUGGUUACGGACAUUGCACUUGACAAUGUUUUUGCAUCCAAUAGUAAGCAUAAUAUCAUGACAGCUUAGAGAUCUCGUGUGAAUAUUUGGGCAUCCUGAUCGAGGAGAUGGAAAAGUGCUUAAUAUUCUAUAACUUCUUUGAUUCGCUAUCAUUUUAAUUCGAUCUCUGGGUAAUUUAUUUGUUGUCUGAAGGCAACGUAUAAUAACCAUCCGAGAACAUCCAGCCGUUCUGCUACUUUGAAUUCCUUGCUCAAAUGCUAGCCGAGAAUAUCCAUUAAUACUUAUUAUACGUAUUCUAAUCCUAUGAGAAAAUGUCCCGUUGGCAAUAAUAACCUUUUUCUAAUAUAUUGUUGGAUACAUGGUAAAAAAUGUGGACUCAAGGAAUUUUUUUUUCUUCUACUCAAAUAUUCUAUCGUAACGAGGCUAUUUUUCGCACAGGGUUGUUCAUAUUGGUGUAGAAAUGAAAUAUUUUAUUUUCAAAGUCGAUCCUACGCAAUUAGCAUUCGCAUUUCACUUCAACCUUAUUCAUGCACAUUAUUCAUUCUGGUCAAUAUGCAAAGUAUACUCCUAAAAAAAUUCGUGUCCUUUUGUUUCUAUAUUCAGCCGUUUUUUUUGGCCAAACGCACUUAUGUAUGACCUAGGUUGGCCCUUAGAUUUUAUUUUUCGAUAGAGGUUCUGUUUCUAUUGAUUGAUACUUAUUUUGUCUGGUAUCGUUUUCUUUUUCCAGAUGGCAUAUUUGGAGCAAUGAUGAAGGUUGAUGCGGCCUAAUAUCCUUGUUCGAUUUUUUGUUCAUGACUAGCCAUUAUUUCUCUCCUCUCAAUGUUUGUUUCUGGCAAAUGCCUGCAGGUGAACUUGGUGAACGAUGGCCCAGUGACCAUGCAAUUAGAUUCUUCACGCACGACAAGGUAUCCACCGAUGAUCUGUGCUCUACCAUUACUAUUUCUAGGCAUUUUGAUAGGAAACCGUAUUCCAAACCUUGAUAAAUAUGAAAUAUGUUGGGUUAGGAAAUUGUUUACACCAGUAAUGGACCUGCUUGACUGCUACUGGAUGACUAAUGUUAAUGAAGGAAAUAAUUUACUGAGGAAUUGAACAUUGAUGGUACAACACCUAAUCCAAAUUGGGUCGGAAUUCAGGAGUGCCUCUGAGGUGAGUGAAGACGCCCAAUGAUCAGACUUCAGCUGAAAAAUGUCAAGAAGGUAAGCCUCUCUCUCUCUCUCUCUCUCUCUCUCUCUCUCUCUCUCUCUCUAUCUAUCUAUCUAUCUUAUGGUCCAGCCAAUGACUUCUCUCUGUUUCAGAAAAUAAGCGUAUCAUGAAGCUCUCCGAUUUGGUUUGUUACAGAGGAACUCUACGUCUUCUAGAGGGUCGUUGCGUUGCCUGCAUAGGGGAGGUCUUGAAGACAUCUCACCUUUCUCAUUCAUGAACCACAAGGGAACCAUACAACUGGUUCGAGGGUCUACUUUGCUUUAUAACCUCUCUUUUCAGUCCAUCCGAUUAGUUCUGCUGUUGGUUUUCCCAUGCGGUUGAUUGAUUCUGGCAAUGGCUAACAUUAGGUAUAUACUUUCAAAUAUAUGAUGAGACUCAUUCUUUUUUAGGUUAGUCAAAUGAGUCUUGUCAUGUGUAUCGAGGAAGAGUCAAUGCUUAUUGCAGUCAACCCCUGUAGAACUAUUUUUAUGUAAAAGAAAGGAAACCCACAGAAGUCAACUGCCACAUAAACUCUAAUUAUGCCGACUCAAAAUCACCGCGGUCAAUCCCUUCGCAAGCGCUCAAUAUUGUGUGAAAAAGGUCAGAACAAGUUGCAGUCAACUCCCAAUUCAGAUACGGAUGGUUUGAUUGAGAUCCACCGAGUAUCACGGUUUUAUGAGGUAAAAUAA